Molecule: messenger RNA, 1405 nt
Organism: Sander lucioperca (pikeperch)
Lineage: Eukaryota; Metazoa; Chordata; Actinopteri; Perciformes; Percidae
Gene: nup35
Product: nucleoporin 35
Exons: 9
Coding region: 321-1208 (295 amino acids)
Biological process (GO): NLS-bearing protein import into nucleus; nuclear pore organization; regulation of DNA-templated transcription
Cellular component (GO): nuclear pore central transport channel; nuclear membrane; nuclear pore nuclear basket
Molecular function (GO): single-stranded DNA binding; structural constituent of nuclear pore; phospholipid binding
Source: RefSeq, a predicted model, not a curated record
ACGCGACGGAAGUUCGCCCAGUUAGCUGCAAUGCUAACGUUAGCUUUUUUUUUCAGUUUUCCAGUCAGUUCGCUCCAGCGGCAGCGGCACUGAUCUCCAUUAACAGACGGCAGCGGACUGACAUAUCCGAUUUUAAACACCUACUUACCUUUAACCAAUCGGAUGCUACAAGUUAGCAAUCCGCUUAACUUAAGUAGACUUACCUAUAGCAGCGAGAUAUAGUUAUAUAUAGUGACACAUCAGUUAGCUUAGCUUAGCUAGCGUCGCGGCGUCACUUCCUACUUUUGAAAAUCGCGGCCAGAAAGUAACGCAGCAGAGAGAUGGAGCUACAAGUGGGGUCCGAACCGAUGACCCUGGGCUCUCCCACCUCCCCGAAGCCGACCCCUGGGGCUCAGUUUCUCCCCGGCUUUCUGAUGGGUGACCUGCCCGCUCCAGCAACCCCGCAGCCACGCCCCUUCAGCCUGUCCUCGCCCAUCGUGGAGAGCACAGGUACGCCCCGAGGAGGCGGCGGGGGAAGAGGCUCUGCCCCGCAGCCCGUUGUCCCCACCCCCAAAGAUAAGAGCGGAGCCCCUCCUGUUCGCAGCAUCCACGAUGACCUGGUUACUGUGACGACGCCCCUCAACACACACAGACAGUCUUUUCCAGUUAUGCAGUCUCCUCUGUCUGCACGAGGGGCCUCAACUCCAGGUGUGCAGCAGUCCUGUCUGUCUCCAGCUCAGGUGGAUCCCUUCUACAGUCAGGGAGAGUCUCUGUCAUCUGACGACCAGCUGGACCAGACCUGGGUCACUGUGUUUGGUUUUCCUCCAGCCUCAGCCUCCUACAUCCUGCUGCAGUUCGCUCAGUACGGAAAUGUCCUCAAACACACGAUGGCGUCUCCCGGCAACUGGAUGCACCUUCAGUAUCAGUCCAGGCUUCAGGCCAGGAAAGCUCUGUCUAAAGACGGGAAAGUGUUCGGCGACGCCAUCAUGGUGGGAGUCAAGCCCUGCAUAGACAAGAGCGUGAUGGACAGCAGCGCGGCCGUCUCGCCUCCCUUCUCCACCUCCUUCUCCUCCCCCGCCUUCCCCUCCACGCCCCGCUCCGCCAUCAGGCCGCUCAGCGCCGCCUACAGGAGCUCCGCCAGCGACUACCAGGUGUUAGCAGACAGACAGACACCCAAGAAGGACGAAAGUUUGGUUUCCAAAGCGAUGGAGUAUAUGUUUGGCUGGUGACACAAUGGAUCAUGGGAUACCUGAAGCCUCCACGGACAGAUGGAUGAACUGAUUAACUACAGUGCGUGUGUGUGUGUGUGAGUGAGUGAGAGAGUGUGUCUGAUGAGGUGGAGGAUAAUGCUGUCUUUCUCUUAUUUUAUAAUCAGUAUUUUUUUAAUGAUUUCGCAUCAAUAAAGUUUUUUUGUGUCCGGUUUGAA